Messenger RNA from Orussus abietinus, 1803 nucleotides. Its product is annotated as cytochrome P450 6k1-like. Lineage: Eukaryota; Metazoa; Arthropoda; Insecta; Hymenoptera; Orussidae. Gene Ontology annotation, molecular function: monooxygenase activity; oxidoreductase activity, acting on paired donors, with incorporation or reduction of molecular oxygen; iron ion binding. The record is from RefSeq and is a predicted model, not a curated record.
CCGUGGCCCUGGUGGCCGCGGUGAUAACGUUGUACUACUUCUACGCAAAGUACAAGCUGAAUUACUGGAGAAGGAAAGGGGUCCACCAGCUUCCCAGCGACCUGAUCUUCGGGAACUUCAAGGAAGCCAUCCUCUUCCGGUCGGCUCCAGGAUGGCAUUUGGGGACUUUAUACAAAACAGCACCCCAAGACGCGCCCUAUCUCGGGUUCUACAUCUCCACAAGCCCUGCUUCCUCCUCAGAGACCCUGAAGUCAUCAAGCAGAUCCUCAUCAGGGACUUCGACAACUUCUCCGACCGGCACUUCGCCGGGUCCAGGCAGAAGGACAGCAUAGGGAUGAAAAACCUGUUCGGUUUGAAAAAUCCUGCGUGGAAGUACUUGCGCUCCAAGAUCACUCCGACCCUGACGAAGGGGAAGCUGAAGAUGAUGUUGCCUCUGAUGAUCGAGACCGGCGAGCCCAUGAUGCAGUACUUGAAGGAUCAACCUAUGGACAAGGAGGGCAUCAGAAGAGUGGACGCUCAGGAACUUAAUUAUAAAUACACUACAGACCUUAUCGCCUCGGUUGCUCUUGGUACCAAAACGGACUCCUUCUACAACCCCAACACUGAGUUCUCCAAAGCUGUUAUGGAAUUUUUCCACGGAUUCAAGAGGAUGGUUGCCCUAGUUACCGUGUUCUUCAUGCCAGAGCUGGUGGAGAUGAUCGGCACGAGGAUGCUCUUCAACUCCAGCUUCGUCAAGAAGGUCUUCUGGAACGCCUUCGAGUCCAGGGAACGAACCGGUGUCAAAAGGGGAGAUUUCAUCGACUCCCUUGUGCAGCUUAAAAAUGGGGAACAGAAUCCAGACUACAAAUUCGAGGGCGACAAUUUGCUUUGGCAAUCUGGAACAUUCUUCUCCGGCUUUGAGUCCAGUUCCACUACGGCAGCUUUUACUUUGUUGGAGUUGGCCAGGCAUCCUGAAUAUCAGGAACGGGCACGAAAAGACAUUUUAAAGGCAAUUGAAAAGCAUGGAUGGAAUUAUGAUGCCUUCAAUGACAUGAAAUACCUUGACCAAGCAUUAUCCGAAGGCAUCAGACUGCACCCUCCGGUGUCCACCAUUGACCGAUACACUCGUCAAGACUAUAAAAUUCCUGGGACAGAUAUCGUCCUAGAAAAGGGAACCGCAAUUUACAUCUCUUUGUACGGAUUGCAAGAAGAUCCACGAUUUUUCAACGAACCUCAAAAAUUCAAUCCCGACAGGUUUGGUGAGGGAAAUGUCAUUUCUGAUGCCUACAUUCCAUUUGGAACGGGUCCAAGAAUGUGUGUUGGAAUGAAGGUCGGUCAGCUUCAUGCCAAGGUGGUAAUCGCGAUGUUAUUGCGGGAAUAUGAAGUCUACCAAGAUCCUAAUGAGAAAACUGAUCUUGAUCCAAGAUCGACGUUUACGGCCGCAGCUGAUGGCAUUAAUCUGAAAUUCAAGAGAUUGGCUCAGUAACUGUUAAAGAAAUUCAUCGCUCUCGAUCUCAACGAUUCUACUUGUUUUGGUACAGCCAGUAAAAACAGAAUCACUUGACAGAUAUGCCAAGUUAAGAGAAACGCAGUCAAGGCAAGAGCUCAUCGGAGGAGUCCUUUUGUUAAGUUAAUUAUGCCCUAAUAUUUAUGUUUCUACGGAACGGAGACAGUAGACUCUCUUUGGGACGACACCCUGGAGAAUUAUCAGUAUUCUGAUCACGGUGAUGUAGAUGACUAUUUGUUAAGUUUAUAACGGGUAUAUUAGUUAUUAUUGAGGAGAGAUUUAGUUAUAAUAAACGUUACUUAAAAUAUAACGCUUAA